AUGUCUACUAUAGGAGAUCUAGAUCUUAAUGAAAAUCGGUAUUCAAGACAGUUAAUGCUAUGGGGUUCACUAAGUCAACUCUAUCUCAAGAAUGCAUCUGUGUGUAUAUUGGGUUCCUGCGUAGUAGCUAUAGAAGUAUUGAUCUCAUUAGCAUUUAAUGGUGUUGGAAAUAUAACUAUAGUUGAUGAUUCAAAAAUAGAACAAGCUGAUAUUGGAAAGAGUUCAAUAUUAUAUAAUAAAGCCUUUAUAAAUGAGUAUUGUGUAAAGGCUUAUGUAACUGAAAUAUCAAAGGCUAAUAUAGAUACGACACUAAAUUUUAUUAUUCAAUCCCCAGAAAGAUUUUUACUUGAGCUAUGUGAAGAUUCAAAUAGACAUGAUUUCUAUAAUGUAAUUGUUCUUUGUAAUAUACCACUGCAUAUAAGCUCUAUAUUAUUUGAAUACUUAAGGAAUACUAAAAAAGACUACUUUAUUGUUGUAUUAACAUCUGUUGGAUUUGUCGGAAUGGUGAGAAUCUUUAUGAAUGGUAUAUAUCUGUCAUUUGAUAGUGAUUUGAGUAGGCAAUUAAGUAUAAGAUUAAAAGGGCUACAACUACACCGACCACUAGAUGAGUUAGUUAAUUUAUCUAACGAAAUUGAAAUGUCUGAUUUAGAUGAUCUAACACGCAAACAUAUUCCUUUUCCUAUAAUUUUGGUGAAAGCUAAACAAAUUUAUGAAGAAAUAUAUACUAGCAUAUAUGAAGAGAAUUCAAGUCAAAUUUUGAAGCAAAUUAUUGAAAAACUUUGUAGAUUUUCUAAUGAGAUUAACUUUCAAGAAGCAAUACAAAAUAUCAACUUGCUAUUUUCAAGCGAUUCAUCUGCAUUAUAUGAUGAAUUAAAUCAUGUAUUAUUAGAAUCUAACAAGAAUGUCACUUUAUCAUACAAUAGAAAGCUAUCACUUAUUCUCCAUGCUAUUAAUCUGUUCUAUAAAGAGUAUAAGCGAUAUCCAGUGUGUGAAAAGUUACCAGAUAUGACAAGCUGCACUUCGCUAUACUUGAAACUACAGUCAAUAUAUAAGGAUCAGUUUGCUAAAGAUAUAGAUAUAAUCUAUACACUAAUAUGUACGAAAUAUCAGGAUAUUAAUCAAAUCACGAAGUAUGAGAUAAAAGAUUUAUGUGAUCAUCUUUAUACUUUUGUACCUGUUAAAUAUAAUAAUAUAUAUCUAUCAUGUGAUUCUAACUUCAAUACUCUUACAUUUAAGAAUGAAUUAAUGGAAUAUGAUUCUGUAGAAAAUUACAAAAAUCAAUCAUUAUUAGCAUACUACCUUAUUUUAGAAUCUAGAGAACUAUUUAAUCAAAAAUAUGGAAGGUAUCCAAAAAACUCUAUAGAAGAUUUAAACGAAGUAAUUAAUAUUAUUGUAACAUAUCUAGAUAAAAUAAAUUUGAAUAUAGAUAUAUUUUGCCCUAAUAAGGAUCUGAUUAAACAAGUAAUUGGAUUCGAAACCAGUCAAAUCCAGACAACAGCUUGUUUUAUUGGGGCAAUAGCAUCUCAAGAAAUUAUUAAGAUUAUAACUAAUAAAUUUGUUCCUUUAAAUAACACAUUAAUUUGGAGUGGAGUCUCGUGUAAAUGCUCAGCAUUCAAACUUUGA
This is a messenger RNA of Cryptosporidium muris RN66, 1623 nucleotides long. RefSeq names its product thif family protein. The coding region runs from base 1 to 1623 and encodes 540 amino acids. Gene Ontology annotation, cellular component: cytoplasm. The transcript has 3 exons. Gene Ontology annotation, biological process: protein neddylation. Lineage: Eukaryota; Apicomplexa; Conoidasida; Eucoccidiorida; Cryptosporidiidae. The record is from RefSeq and is a predicted model, not a curated record. Gene Ontology annotation, molecular function: NEDD8 activating enzyme activity.